This is a messenger RNA of Neodiprion fabricii, 9554 nucleotides long. RefSeq lists its product as uncharacterized. The record is from RefSeq and is a predicted model, not a curated record. Lineage: Eukaryota; Metazoa; Arthropoda; Insecta; Hymenoptera; Diprionidae. The transcript is spliced from 23 exons. The coding region runs from base 1 to 5571 and encodes 1856 amino acids. Gene Ontology annotation, cellular component: membrane.
AUGAAGAGACGAGGAGGUGUUGCUAUUUCGACUGAAUGCAUCGUGGUAUCUAUUUACGGUCAGCAGCAGCGGCUGGAGACGAACGAGCGAAGUAUGCGAGUUAAGACGAGGACAUGUACCGAAAGCACGGGAGCUCGUGCCGAGCGUUCCCGCGGAGUGACGGAGAGAUGGCAAGACAACAGUAACGCCGCAAAACGGCGGCUUCACCUAAUCCCAGACCCGCACCUUCGUUCGCAAGCUUUAACCCAUCACCACCAUCACCAUCACCAUCAUCAUCACCACCACCUCCUCAAUCGUCACCAUUCUCAUCAUCUGCAGCACCAGCAACGUCGGCAUAAUCAGCAUAGAUUGCAAUCCCAGCACUCCCAUUGGCCUGUCAACAUUUCGCUGACACUGGUCCAUCGACCUAACGAAGACAGUACUGUUGAAUCAAGAUUUAGCAAGCUAGUCAGGCGCGACAGGACGCACAAUCGUCACCAGGGCAAGCCGUCUUGGUGUCGACGAUGCGCCGAAUCGACUACGGAGCGGAGAAACUGGCGUUCGAGUAACACUGGACUCCAGCCUCCAUCUUCGUAUUCCAAGUACCGAACGCGCGGAGCAACUUUAAUCAAAAAGCUCGACGACCCGCCACUUUCCUCUGACAAACCUGCUCCAUCUUCGGCUAAAAAGUUGAAGAAGUUGAGACAUCGGAACGGACCUUAUUUGGACCCUGAUCAUCACUAUCACUCCGACACGGUACUCGACGACACGAUGUCGCCAGUAGGAGCCAGUUUCUUAACAUCCAUGAAAAUGAGUUUUUCGUUGUCUUCGCUGCAGCCUUCUAGCGGAAGUCUAGAAAGUCCUGAGCAUGUGAGGAUUCGAACUGACCGUCCUUAUAACAGCCUUACCAAAAAAAGGAAGGAUCCCGAGCAGGAACAGUGGCGUCGUUCUUGGGGAAGCCGAGAUGAGAACAAGGAUGAUUUCUGGGCAGCUAUACAGUCAAAUUAUAAUUACAUAAUGGAUACGAAUCUUAUCGACAGUUGCAAGGAAGCAAAUGGAGAACUUGCUUGGGACGAGGGUGAUGUGUCGACUCUUUCAUGGGGUCUGAAGGAGCUGAGUGGACAAUUCUCAGAAUUGUAUGCGUGGCUGGGAGCUAUUCAGGAGAUGGUCUACUCCAAGGAGGAGAACGUUCUGGACAAAAGUCUGCGCGCGGCUCACACCGAGGAGCUGCGACGCAAGGCGUACAGAAGAAGAUUGUUCAACGAACAAGCGGGAAAACUGGUAGCCAGAGCUCCAACAUUGAGGGAUGAAGUUGCCUGGCGUGUUGAUCAUCUCAACACCAAAUGGGAACUGGUUGAGCAGAUCAUGGCACCAGGGGAACAAUCUAUUUCUGACGAACAGGAUGUUUCUGCAGACUUGGAGCACGAGGUCAAGUGCCUGAGGAAGUGGCUCCGUGAGAUGGAAUCUCGACUGCAGCCUCUGAGUUUCCGUGUAGAUUGGAGCAGAGCCGAACUGGAGGAGAAAGCGAUGGAGCACAUGGUUUUGCAACGGGACAUCGAAGCCCAUGGACGAAUUGUUAAUUCGGUGGUGAAGUUGAGUGAGCGAGUCGCCCUGAGCGCCCAACAAAAUCAAAAGGAUCAACAGCCACAGCAACAGCUACAGCAACAGCAAUCAGGCCAGGCGCUACGUGUGGCAAACUCUCUCGAACGUCGCUGGCACCUCUUGUUCCUUCGUGCCUUGGAGUGGCAGUGCCACAUCGAGGCUCUCGCUGCACGCAUAUGCAACAAGAGUCCCGUGUCUUGUCGCUGCAGCAGUGAUAGCGACGAGGAGCCGGUCACGAAACAACCGCGCCUGAGUCGUCGGCAAUCACGCGAGUCGCGAAGCUCCUCGAGAAGAUCGACGCGGUCAACUUUUCCACGGAAGAGCAGACUGUCAGGGGGGGACGUAUCCGACAGCGACGCGCUUUCCGAUAACAAGCUAACCGACGAUGGGUCAUACUUCGAGGAUGAGCUGUAUCAGCUCUGUGUAAUGGACACGAGGCCGACGGUCGAUUAUCCUGAAGAUUUGGAUAUCGUUGGCGGGCGUGCAGUUUCGGUGGAGUUAGGAGACCGCGGCGAGGACGGCGACAUCGAGGAAAGUGGUGCCAGUGAAGAAGAACGAGACGAUAUGCCUCCGACUCCAGUUGUCGCUCCCACGUCGGCGAACCCGAUUCGAGAUCUGUGCGAUGAAGUGGAUGGCGCCAGACGCAUCGUCAACGGUGUCAACCUCUCGUCUUCCCAGAUUCCAAUGAGCAUGGAAGACGAUAGCCCAAGACGUCGCCGAGCCAUGGCCGAGUCGGCAUUUUUCAAUACGUCCGAUAGGAAAUCGAAGAACUGUGCUACCUUCUACUUCAAGCACUUGGACACCGACUCGGAGGUCGACUGCCGUGGCGCUGACAACCAGUCGCCGGUGGCUGAUGAUUCUUCGGAGGAGGAGUGGACCUACACGCCUCAGCCGCGGUCAACGGAGCCACAUCUCACCUCGGAGCAAAGAAAGACCAACGUCGUUGUUCGUCUGGAUUUUGGAGAGGAGGCCCGUGUGGAGGAGAGAACGAUGAUUCGUGCUAUGUCGAACGACGUUAACGGGAACGCGACGUUUUGCAACGGAGAUCAGGCCCACUUUGAAGAAGACGACGAACUGGGAAAGGACAGCGAGGACGAUAUGAUGAACAACAAAGAGUGCAUCAGAAGACUGGUUAGCCAGGCUGAGGAUCUCGUCAGAGAGGAUAUGUCGCCUGAUGGAAAGGCGGGCAAAGGCACGAGGAUCUUUCCUCCGCUGAUGUUCAAUCAGCAAGGACUGAACAUGGCUAGCACUCGCGCCAAGUAUGCCCGCAUCAAGGAGUGGCUCAAACUCAACGUCAUUCUACCGAACGAGGAAAAGUCCAUGUCUCAGGCGUUGGACAGCUGUGAUGCGAGUGGCGAAUGCACGACGGGAGAAUCGGACGUUGACAAGCAAUCGCAAUCAUCGGAGGAUCUGCAGAGCAGCGUGGCAACCUAUCGACAAUUUGUUGGCAGUUUGGAUUGCGUAUCGCAGUCCGUUUCGCAGGAGGUUGUAACCGACUACGACAAAACUCCCGUCAACGAUAAGCAAUACUUGCUAACCGACUCAAGCACACCGAAGGUUGUCAUGCGUAUAAAACGAAAAUCAAACGGCCCGCGACCCUGGAGCGUUUCUUGCAUAUCCCAAAUUGGUAAUGGCGGAAACCUCGAAGGAAGCAAAGAUCAGAUAUCACAAUUUUCCAUCUCUGAAUCAGCUCUGCAUCAGCUUGUCGCUUCGCCGCCGAUGAAAUCUGGUUCUUUGGAUGCUAGUGGUUCGAGCGCCGCGUUCAAUAAUUCGUCAUCAACGCUGCUGGAAGAAACGAUGAUUGGUUUAGAUGGAAGUGCGACCAAGAACAGUUCCUUACGUAGGAAGAAGAUCAAGCUGCGCAAAAAGCAUUUGGGUCGCAAAAGUGAAUCCGGUUCGGACAGCAUGAACGUGAAUCAUCAUUCAGCGGGGAGUGACGGAUGUUCAAACCAGCAGCGUUCUUCGCGUAAGAGUGGCGCGAUUCGUGGAGCUCGUGUUGUUGCGCGUGACGGCUAUGGCCGCCCAACAACUCUCGUCAAGUCUGGUUCGUUUUCGGGUUCAACAGCUCGUCAGCAAUUGUCAUUAGAGAGAAAUACGGUCAGCGAUCCGGCCCCGCCAGCCAGAUCCAAUUAUCACAGGAGAGACGAGUCGACCUCGGAGACUGAGGACGAACCGUGCCCGGCCGCCAGGCUGCCGAUUUCUGCACUCAAGGGAAACCCCAUAGACACUGUACUCUUCAGUACCGAUCUGAGUAUUCCGCAAAUAAACGUCGACAGCGAUGUAGAAAAGAACAGCUUCAGCAACAACUCGUUCUCGGAACAGGCUUGGGAUAACUAUCAGGAAAAGUACAUGAGCGAGCCCUACAGUGAGGCGCCUGACUCUGAAGCAGCCCGUCGUCUUCUCGAAUUCGGCGAUGACUACAGAAACUUUCUUGACAGUCAAUCCGAUUGUGCUUCGAGCUUGAGCGCACGCAGAGAUGUCUCGCCGCCUUUGCCGAGGAAACGCAAGCAGCAUGGACUCGGAGUAACGAACGAGGAUAGCGACAGCGACAUAGAGGAUCUUCGUAGUCUGGUUGAAAAAUCGCAGUCACAGCUUGUUCUUUCUGAAGGGUUGUUGUCGCGACCAACACGCACCCUUUUGCUCGACGACGACUGCGCUGAAGUAGAGUCUACCUGCAAGGAAAACAUAAGAUGUUUACGCGCAGUUCUGGAGGCGGCGGGAGGGGCGUUGAGAGGGGAAAGGAACACGAAGCAGAUUCGCAGUCUGAUAGAACGCUGGGAGUCACUGUCAACCCGCGCUGAGGAAGCGCGAAGAGCUGCUGCCCUUCAUCGGGACAUGGCAGCUGUCCGAGUAGAACUCCGAGCUGCCCACGACAGACUUCUUUCAUACGAAAUUGUUCUCGAUCAGCAUCAUCUUCUCGACGAGCGUAUCAACCAGGUCACUGGUGAACUGGCCACGCUAAGGGAGCGCAAGACGGCACUUCUGGCACUGAACGUCACGGCGCACCGCCUGGUUACGGACGCCGGAGUUUCUGGCUCCCCUGCAUUAACGGCUCUCAAGGACGAGGUGGCUGACCUUUACCGAGUUUGGGACGAGACGUUUCAAAAGGGAAACCAGCAGCUGAGCGCGUUGCAGUCGAUCCAACAGUUUGCCGCACGUCUUACCGAGUUGCAGAGUGCUCUCCGUAAGGACAAGGACACGCUGGCCGUUCUCGACGCUGCACUCCAGGCUGGGGCUGCUUCCGAGGUCGCCUCCUCUGUACGUGACGUCGCGAGACUCCUCUCCGAGAAACAGGACAUUUGCUGCCAGAACGGCGGACUAGCUACAAAGGACGCCACGGUCACCGAGGUCGGUGAGGAAGGAGCGACCGCCGCAGCUAUGGUAAUAGCCAACGGAGGUCUGCAGGAAGGAGGUUCCUUGUCGGACAGCGGAAUAUCGGACAGCGGAAGCGAGCAGGAACUCAGCGAACGGGAGCGUCGUCUCGCCGCCCUUCGUCGUUUGGCACGUACCCUCGAAGCUCAGCUAGCACCGGGGAGCGAAGCGCUCGUUGAACUCGCCAAGAGGGUCGAAAGCGCCGAAGUCGAGCUUCGCGGACUCCAAAAGCAGUGCAGAGAGUUGAUCGUUCGCACCGCUGCCAGCGUCGAAGCUCGCGCUGCGAAUCGGUCGCGCAAUCAGGCUUCGAAUUCGAACAGCAAACGCAAGAAAAAUUCCAAGAUGGACGAGGACGCUGGGGUCCCUGGCGAGUUGUCUCCAAUUUCAAUAAGCGGAGGCGGAGGACUCGUUGGUACCGGCGAUCCGGACAGCGAUCCUGGACGUCCCCGCGGAUGGGUUUGGCGCGUCCUGAGGGCAGCGCUUCCCUUCCAGUUGGCCCUGGUGGCGCUUUUCUGCGCUGCCUGCCUGCUCGAGCCGCAUUGCUGUGAAGCUGCGAACACCUUGAAUCUCUCUCUGACCCCGCAGCUUCGCUACGUCCGAGGACCGCCUCCGGUUUGAGCUUGAUUACGAAUUGUCUUCAUAGCUGUUUUAUGUGCCGCUAAGGGCGUGUCGGUUUCUCGGCGAUGUGAAAGAAAAUUUUUGAUGCCCUGCUUCUGUGAAUUUUGAAGAAUGUCUUGCAGUGACUGUCGGAAUGACAGGCAACGGUGCUGGGUUGAAAGAGAGGAGUUUUUACCCUGAAUUAGAGAAAGGGUGGAAAACGAAAAAGUAAAGAAAAGAAAAUAAAAAAGGAAAAGAAACGGCAACGUGAGGAGACGCUGUGUUUUUUCUUAUCGGCGAUACUCGCAAUUCCAGGAGCUGCGUUGAACUGCGAGAAGUGUCAGGUAAGCAAGGGAAUGGUAUUUACGAGUUUGAAGCACAAACUGUGAAUGAAAUUCUCACAGCUGUCGAUGAAAUAAUAAUCGACGCAACCUCUUCAGCUGGCGAUAAUAUUCGUUGCAGCCUGGUGUAUAUGAGCGAGAUUGGUGAUCGUCGAAAGGACGAUUUUAACGCAGGGAUAGCUGCGUUAUGUUAUGUUGAAUAUUGCUUUCGUUUUCCAAUUAUUGUUAAUACCGUUCUUAGGUAUAGAACCGGUGAAUAAAUUUCGUAUUGCUGUUUGAAUGAAAAAAAAACAAAGAGACAGAAACAAGUAACGAAUAAUCAGCAAUUAUAGUCGUAUGAAAUAAUUAUGAAGGAUUCUUUAAAGCUUUUACAGUAUAGACAGAAGUAUCCUUAUUUCACAGUCGUGUACAUCGUGAAAUUAAUCACUGUAACAGAACACCAGUAGAUAUAACAAUUAUCAGUAGUUAGCUGUGUCGAGAUAUCAUAUUUUUUACUAGAAAAAAAAAAAACAAAGAAAACGAAAAAAAAACAUUGAAUUUUUAUUAUACGUUGCAUGCUUGUAAAGCAGAUAGUGAAGUUUAAUUAAUUAAAUGAAAGAGGAUGUAGGGACGAGUUUUAAAUUUUGAUGUUAUACAAUUUUCAACGAGCUCAGAACACUCAAUUCACAAUAUAAUAUUUGUUUAUAUAUUUAAAAAAAGAAAUUCUUAGGUAAAGAGAAAAAAUCCGGCUCUGCGGAAUGUUUCAGCUAUAUAUAGGUACGAAAAAUGCGAGAAAUUGUAGUUAUUUUCGAAAGUAAAAAUUCCUUGCAUUCGUUCCGAGUCCUCUUUGGCAAGAUUAUUAUAUAAUAUUUAUAUAAUAUGGGUUUAUAAAACAUAUAUUAUGUGUCGUAGUUAGUUAUCAACAUACUUAUAAUUUAGAAAUAUCGACAUGAGCCCGUUCAAGUACAUAAUUACAUGUACUGCAAUGAUUCAGGCGAUGAUGUAUGCGUAUAGUGCUAUUCGAAUGCCGUUUGUACGCGUAGCCGUAAGUGCAACGCAACUUGUCAGCAAAGAUACACGAUUCGACGGUAUUUAAUCAAAGGGUGACCCCCGUGUGCCGUUUGAAUACUUCGGCCUGACAAGUGUGAAAAUCACGGCAUGAAAAAAAAUGGACAAAAAAUUUUUGCGGUAGUACUAUCGAUACAAAAAAAUCGGAAAACGGAUAUGUCCAUCAUUUGUCGGUUGCCACUAAAUGACGUUCAGUACCCGGGGAUAUGAAUCGAAAGUGGACGGUUCCCCCUUUUAAACUUAUAUGCAUGGCGCUGCUGCGUGCGUGCGCGACUGUAUAUAAUAUACCCUAAGUUUUAAUUACUGAAACUACCAAUUAUAAUAUUGUAAUAUAUUACAUACAUUAUAGUAUAGUAUAUAUACACAUAUAUACAUAUACACGAGUGAAUAAUCGUAGGACACGAGUAAAUCUAUCGAUCUUAAAUUAAGACUUUAGACGUUGUGGCGUGUGCGAUGAGCUGUGUUUUAUAAACCUCUACAUACUUAAGUUCUUUUUUUUUAAUUUUUUAUCCAAUUUCGUCCUGUAUUUUUUUUUUUUUUUUUUGUUUUGUUCUCUCUUUUACAUCUUUUCUUAAUCAUAUUUCGGCCAAGGUUGUCGACCCUUAGUCUCAGCUUGGAUCGUCGGAUGCUUGAUGGAGGUUUAAAAACCUACCGAACUGAAGGAAAUGAAGAGAAUUAAGAACUUGAUAUACCGCCUGCAAUAACGAAAGCGUGGAAUAAUCUGAGCUGAGACAGGCGUUGACCGUUAUGACAUAAUCGCCGAAAAAUGUAUCUAACAACUUAAAACAUAUGUAUAGGCAUAGUUAUCAUGUUCCACGAUACUUUACGAUGUGUCGUGUUGUUAAUCGGCUGUCUUUCAAGUAAAUUUACCUACUUGAUGAGACGCGACAUGACUUUUGACCAUUUUACAAAUUAACAAUUUUUCCCUUUUAUGCAUGGCGUGGGAACGAAUGGUUGGUGAAUAUUGAUUAGAAGCGAAAAUGUGGCGUUUUAUCGUCCUCGCCCAACCAGCCCGGCAUAAACAUGGAAUACCAUGAGUACUUUGAAAUAUAACGUACUUUCAAGUACGACGAAAUACGCAAGUAGUUGCAUAUUGUAAUCGCCUUAAAAACUGACAAGUCAAUUACAUUGCGACGUAAGAUAAUGUAUAAUUAGCGUUAUCAUAUGAAAUUAAGUGUAGGAUCACCGUCGUACGUUUUCUUCUCGCCGCUGUGCACCCGCCUUCUGGAACUAUUUACGGUUCUGUAAGAUUUUCGUGAAACUUGCUUUUCCCUCAAAUCCUGCCUUGGGUGGCGUCUUCGGAGAGAAGAAGAGUAUAACCGGUGAAUCCAGGUCAAAUUAACUGCCUUACAUCUAACUAUGAUAAUGUGUAUAAAGUACCUGAUAAUAAGAAUAUUUAAUAACACAAAUAAUUAAUCAUAAUAUAGAGCUAUAUUAUAUUAUUUACAAUGGAUAGAAUAAUUCAUUGGUAUAUGCUUGAAAUUGGUGUUUUAGCCGGGGGUCUCACAAUGCGUUUUAUCUCGCGCCAAGUUCGUCGACUACGUGAAAUCCAUUUAUCGAUCAAUGAUUCGCGACGGUUGCUGAUUUUUCACAAUUUCAAUAUCCGCAGUCACAAUCAAUGCGACGAUGAAAAAUAUGAGAAGCAAAAUUAAAAACUGAGGAAACGCCCUAAAAAGAGGCAAACAUAAUAUAUACCUACAUCUUAACCUUAUAUUAUUGUAUUGACAAAGGUUUUCGUGUUUUAUAUGUGCGCGAGCUUUAUAUAAGAAUAAAGUUUUGAGAAGCUUAAUUUGAGUAACGCUUUAUGUUUGAAGCUUGACUGGAAUGGAUUAUAUUUUUUACUGAUUAUUAAAAAAUCGCUUAUUUUUAAUCUAACCUUACGAGCUGUGUCAUCCAAGUUUCGUGUGAAAUUCGUGAGAGUUACAGAAACGGUUCGUUUUACGCAAUUCGAAUCGAGUUCCUUUUCGCGAAACCAGCACUGCGGAAAAUCCUAGCUAUCAAUUAGCGGGUUUAAUAUGUAGGGUAAUUUCCUAGGCGAUAAGAGUUACUAUUAACUUUAUACCUAAACAUAUAAUCAAUGAAAUUCAAUAAUUCCGAUUGCUCAAACGCAUCUCAUCAGAAUUCCAUCAAUUAUACUUUCGUUAAAAAUCUUUUUUUUCCUUCAAAUCCAAACAUAAACUUGAGAAAUGGAAUGCAAUAAAGCAAAGUAAAAUGAUAAUAAUAUGCAGCCCGCCCGAUCUCGUUACAAUCAAAAUGCCUCCGAAGUAGUCUCUUCACUGAUCAUCAUUUACAAGUUCACCCAUAUACGUCAUUCCACAAACUUAAUUCAUUCACAGUCACGCACGAUCUGUAGUCACCGAUCUAACCUCUGUGGCGGUGUUCAGCCAUUGAUUGAUUACUGUACCGGUAUAUUAUAUACGCCCAACCGUACAUCAACAUUGUAAUAAAAAACAACAAAAAAAAAAAAAAUCAACAAAACUAUAUGUAAACACUAUCGUAAUAGUAUAUUACGAUUUAGUUAUAUCGUAGUUUUUGGCAUCAUUUUACUUUAUCAAAUAUAUUGAAAUGUAUUUUAACAUUUUUUAAUGAAUAAAAUUCGUUUCGAUGCAAACGAAA